Messenger RNA from Chinchilla lanigera (long-tailed chinchilla), 4426 nucleotides. RefSeq names its product gamma-secretase activating protein (gene Gsap). Gene Ontology annotation, biological process: positive regulation of amyloid-beta formation. NCBI's taxonomy places the organism in Eukaryota, Metazoa, Chordata, Mammalia, Rodentia, Chinchillidae. The record is from RefSeq and is a predicted model, not a curated record. Gene Ontology annotation, cellular component: trans-Golgi network.
AUGUUUUAGAAACAAAUUAUGAGAGCUUACGUGUACUAAAUGUGGAAAGAAAUGGAAAUAUUAUUUAUACUUACAAGGAUGAAAAGAGAAAUGUGGUCUUUGGAUUAUAUGAUUGUCAAACCAGACAAAAUGAGCAUCUGUAUACCUUUGAGAAAGACUUGCAAGUUGUCAGUUGCUCUGUCAACAAUGAGAGAACUUUACUUGCUACGAGUUUAGUUCAGUCUACUAAAGAAGGAAGAAAGAAUGAGCUUCAACCAGGGUCAAAGUGCUUAACUUUGCUGGUGGAAAUCUUCCCUGUGAACUAUGUGAAGGUCCUCAAAGCCGUGGACAGCUGUAUUUGGGUACAGUUUCUGUACCCACAUGUGGCAAGUCAUCCUCUUCCACAAAGCCACCUGUUACUGGUUUCAGAAGAGAAAUACAUUGAGCAAUUUCGUAUCCAAGUCACCCGAGAAGAUGGGAACAGAGUGGUAAUUAAAAAUUCUUGCCAUCUCCCAAGAGACAGAAUAGUGGAGGAUUUUGUUUGGGUUCAGUGGAAUAUGCCCGAACAGAGAUUAUACUACAUUGAUGUAAAGAGAUCAAGGGCUACCUUAAGAUGCAUCCAGUUCAAUACAGAUGAGAGCUUUGUCUUAAUGUUUGAAACACCCUUGGACAUACCAUUAAGUGGCUCUGAAUUUAAGCUUGUCAACUUUGGAUGUGGUUAUCAUGAAGAGCAGGAGAAAUUGUCCAAACACCUGACUCUGUAUGUUUUUACCAACCGUACAGGAAGCUUGUGUGUAUGUUACAGCCAGAAGUUUGACCCUUGGGAACAAGUCACAUAUUCAGUGUUUUAUUUGCAUGAAGGAUACAGAAAGACCUUCACUGCUGCUCCUGGGAGCGGCAGCUCACAUACGACAAAGGACAUCACCUUCCUCAACCUCGACUAUUAUGUGGCUGUUUACUUACCUGGUUAUUUCUUUCAUUUACUGAACAUUCAGCAUCCAGACUUAAUCUGCCACAGCCUGUUUCUGACAGGAAACAACCAAAUGACUGACGUGCUACCUCAGGGUCCUUUGCAGUCACUGUCGGAGUCCCUAGUACUGGAUAGUACCUCUGGGAAGCUCUACAGAGCGGUCCUCGACUCACCCCGCCUGCUGCAGUUCCUGCGGGCCACCCGGCUGGACUGUGAGCGGAUGGCUGCGUUGCACUGCCUGCUGGCCUGUGGCCGGCAGCCGCAGCCUCUGGAGGCCCAGAUUAUCCAGUGGAUUUCUGAGAACGUCUCUACCUGCCAUUCAUUUGACCUCAUUCAGGAAUUCAUGAUUGCUUCUUCAUAUUGGAGCGUGUAUCCAGAGACAAGUAACGUGGACACGCUUCUGCAAUAUUCGUCGGUGCUCACGUGGGAUAGAGAAAUUCCUGGAAUAACCCUGGUGACAGAGGAGAUCCCUUUGCCUCUGAUGAAGGUCCACAGCUUUAAGGGCUACUGGGAAAAACUGAACUCCAACCUCGAGUACGCCAAGUAUGCCAAGCGGCCCUCGCACUACAGCAACAGUGUGGUCUGGAGGGAGUGGCACAACCUGACCGCCGAGGAGGAAACAGGGAAAAGAAGGUCCACAGUGUAUGUGAGGAACAUUCUCGAUAACGCAGGCAAGGUGAUUUCUAACCUCAAAGUGCGGCACCCAGAGCCAUGGCUAAGGCCCCUCCUGCAGGAGGAGGACACCUCCCAGAUGCUGCUGACAGGGCUGAUGGUGUCUGAGCUAAAAGACCAUCUCCUAAGACACCUGCAAGGUGUACAGAAAAAGAAAAUUGAACAGAUGGUUGUGGACUACACCUCAAAACUGCUGGACCUCAUUUGCCGCAUACUGGAAACCAGUUGGAGGAAGCACAAUCUUGACCCUUGGCCUCUCCAGCUCAAUAAGCGUGGCAGUGCUGCUGAAUUUGCGGUCUUUCACAUCAUGACCAGGAUUUUGGAAGCUACUAGUAGUUUGUUUUUGCCUCUGCCUCCUGGUUUCCACACCCUGCACACCACCGUCGGGGUCUACUGUCUCCCUUUGCACAGCCUGUUGAAUUACAUCGAUAACGGAGUGUUGCUUCUCACUGAGACGGUGGUCCAAAGGCUUCUGAAGGAUUUGGACAAUACAGAGAAAAACGAAAAACUAAAAUUCAGCAUCAUUGUGCGCCUUCCUCCGCUCAUUGGGCAGAAGAUCUAUCGACUCUGGGAUCAUCCUGUGAGUUCCAACAUCAUCUCCCGGAACCAUGUGGCCCGACUGCUUCACAACUAUAAGAAACAGCUGUGGAAUUCUGAGAUCAAUAAGUCAUCGUUCGGUGUAGACUUUCUGCCUCUGAACUACUUGAUUGAAAUUCUGACCAAUCUAGAGUCCUCCAAUCAAGCUCUGAAUGAUUUUGAAGGGCACGACAAUGUGGAUGCAAAAUUUGUAGAAGAAGCCGCUCUAAAACACACCACCAUGCUUCUAGGCUUAUAAAAGAGAAAAUGUCAUUGGAUCUGUCUUCAACAUUUUAACCUUCCUCAUUAACCUGACUCUUGUUGGGAAUUCUUUGGCAAUAUCUAAAAGUGGACAAAACAGAAUAUAUGGUUGAAUCAUCUGAGUUUUAGUUUUGUACAUGUUCAGGCAGAACUAAACUGUUGGAUCUCAUUCUAGUUUUGAGCGGCUGAUGGGCAGUCAAGUAUAGAGAGACGACAGACAGUCCAACAAGACAGGAAACAGCAAUAACCGUGCGCUCUCUACUGGCUCAGUAGGCCAAAGCUAGCUUCUGUGGCACUCGGAAAUAAAAUCUACUCUAAAGAUGUUACGGAACAGUGUCUAGAGCAGCAAAAACUAGAUACGUUAUUGAAAAUAGCACAAGCAGAAAAAUUUGAUGUUGUGUAAAGAACACUGCUUGCAUAAAGAAUACUUUUAAAAAUCUGGGCUAAAUCAAAUCUGCUAUCUCUGAUACAGAAUAACUUAUAAUAUAUAGUGAUUUGUACAUAUAGAAUUUAGAAGAAGGUUUGUUUUUGUGAUGGUUCAGAUGGAACUGUAUUUAAUUCUUUUAUAUUUAUAAAAGUUUGGUUAAAUCGUGUCAUUAAAAAAAAACCCAAAUGCUGAAAGCCUUGGCCUGAUUCUUCCUGCUGUUUGAACAGCCUUUUAACUCGAGCCAGGGAUCUGAGCCCAUGAACUUGCUCCUCCGAAGGCCGGAGUGGCACUAACUAUACCUAGCUGGAGCCCUAUCAGCAGCAACACACUGCUGAUUCUUUCUCUUGAUAAGGACUUUUUCUUUCAUUCCCCACUCUGUUUCAUUUCACACUUGGAUUGCUUCUGUCUCUUCUUAGGGCCUAAUGUAGCAAACGUAUUUUUGAGACUCUGUUCCUACCCAUUUGAUAACUUGCCAUUCAUUAAAUGAUAAAAUUUGAACUCCUUGACAUUCAGCUCUCCCAAACCCUGACCCUAGCAGGAUAAACAUUCCGUUGCAGCUAAGUGAGCUCACUGGGCCUUGCACACAACUUUUGUCUAUGCCCAAGGCUUGCUCUGGCUAUUUCUCCCGCCUGGAAUCCCUCUCUACCUGUUAAAAUCUUCUUCAUGCAUAAGGGCCGGGUAGAAAGUCCCACCUGACCAUUUCAGCACAUGGUGGUACUGCCAUCUUUCAACCAGUAGUUCACCUUGUAAUAUUUCAUCAUCCAUCGCUUUGUGAAUUUAAAUUGGUUUCCAUUCUUACGUGGUUUAAACUUUCUGUGUGCCUAGUUAUUUGAAUCUCAAAGAGGUACUGAGCUCUACCACACAGCAACUGGGUUGAAGUGCACAGUAUUUCUUUGUGUUAACUGCAGCUUAUAUGCAGCGUCACCCGUCAGAGGAACUCCGAGGUGAUUCCUUUAUAAGGACUUUGCAAAGCAGCCGGGUUAGACUCAGGACUCACAGAGUGGUGUUCCAUUUCACUGUACUGUGGCAGGGUAGCGGCCCGGACCAGAGUGUUUGAUUUGGCAAAAUAAAAGGAUGCGCUAUCUCUCACUCCCAGAGUUGUAAAGUAAAAUUCGUAACUGGUACCAGUACGAAAGAGCUUCAGCAUAUUAGAGAAUGUAAAAACACAAGUUUCAGACCUACUAGUGUGCCGUGCAUGUGAGGAACCAUUUCAGAAUUAGGAAAAUGCAGUUAUCAGAAGUGCAAUAAAACUAAAGUAGAAUCAUACUCACUUUCAAGUCUUUCCUCUCGCAUGCGAAGUUAUUAGUGUUUUGAGAUUUUGAAAAAUCCAAUGUCAGAGCUUAAAACACUGAAGUUAUUUUCAGAUAAAAUAAACAUUUUAAAUAAUUGUUGUAAAAUAUCUGAAUUUCUAAGGGAGCUAAAUCAGGGCAUGAACAUUUUUACAGCAUAAGAAUUCUUGUAAAACAUCAUCAUAAAGUUACUUCAGAAAUGACAACCUUCCCGCUGCUUUUCAUCUGACAGAGUUUUACCAACACGAAUUU